Molecule: messenger RNA, 2299 nt
Organism: Dreissena polymorpha
Lineage: Eukaryota; Metazoa; Mollusca; Bivalvia; Myida; Dreissenidae
Product: fumarate hydratase class I, aerobic-like
Exons: 15
Coding region: 236-1993 (585 amino acids)
Biological process (GO): generation of precursor metabolites and energy
Molecular function (GO): fumarate hydratase activity
Source: RefSeq, a predicted model, not a curated record
CAUGACUUUAUUUUUGAAUAUUUCUGUGUGCAUGUGGUAGGGAAAACAUUGUUGUAUACUACAAAUUCAGUGUUUUGCUUAUAGGUUGGAGACUACAUGAGAUUUUGACAGAUGGCGGGAAACCCUCAUCAACUGGAGAUCAGCCGGUAGAGGAAUGUCUGCGACUAAGCCGAGGGCCACUGCAUAAGGAUUAUUGAUGGCAAAACAGGUUGGAGACUACAUGAGAUUUUGACAGAUGGCGGGAAACCCUCAUCAACUGGAGAUCAGCCGUAUAGGGAUGUUGUCAAGCCGGUGCCAAAAUCUGUUGCGACUGGCACAGAGGUCUAAGGCUGCCAUUGAAAAACAUCUUGCUGCUGCCGCCUCCACAGAUGUGAAUCCAUUUAAAUACCAAGACAUUCUUGAGUUAGAAAAGAAGCCAGAAAUAAAAUGGAGGAAACUUACAGGGGAUUUUGUGUCAUCUUUCGAGGUGAAAGGCCGCAAGUGUAUACAUGUGCAGCCUGAAGCCCUCACACUGAUAGCUGAGCAGGCUAUGAUUGAUAUUGCACAUCUACUUAGGCCUGCACACUUACAGCAACUGUCCAACAUCUUGAAAGACCCCGAGGCGUCCAGCAAUGACAAGUUUGUGGCCCUGGAACUACUGAAGAACGCCUCUAUAGCGGCCCACAUGAUACUGCCAGGGUGUCAGGAUACAGGCACUGCCAUAUGUGUGGGAAAAAAGGGUCAGUAUGUGUGGACGGAUGGAAACGAUGCUGAAGCCAUAUCUCGCGGUGUUUACAACACCUACACACAGAAGAACCUCCGCUACUCCCAGGUGGCCCCAAUGGACAUGUACAAGGAGGUGAACACACGGACCAAUCUUCCCGCCCAGAUUGAGAUCUAUGCCACGCAGGGUGGCCAGUAUGACUUCCUGUUCAUCGCCAAGGGGGGAGGCUCUGCCAACAAGACCUAUCUGUACCAGCAGACAAAGGCCUUACUAAACCCAGAGAAACUUAUGAAGUUUGUGGAUGAAAAAAUCAAGACCCUGGGUACAGCUGCCUGUCCUCCAUACCACCUGGCGUUGGUUAUUGGAGGUACAUCAGCAGAGUUCACACUGAAAACGGUGAAGCUGGCCUCCACCAAGUAUCUGGACACUCUGCAUACCACUGGUAACGAGCAUGGUAGGGCAUUCAGGGACCUAGCCCUUGAGUCACAGAUCCUUAAACUGACCCAGAAGAUGGGCAUAGGGGCCCAGUUUGGGGGCAAGUACUUCUGUCAUGAUGUGAGAGUGAUUAGACUCCCCCGCCAUGGGGCCUCUUGUCCAGUGGGACUUGGCGUUUCCUGCUCUGCUGAUAGACAGAUUAACGGAAAGAUCACAGCCGAGGGCGUGUUCCUGGAGCAACUGGAAACCAACCCAGACAAGUACCUGCCGGAGAUAGAGGCCAAGGACCUUGGAGGGGAGGUUGUCAAGGUGGACCUGAACCAGCCGAUGUCUCAAGUGCUGAAGCUCCUCAACAGCUACCCAAUCAAAACUCGCCUCAGUCUCACAGGGACCCUGAUAGUGGCGCGAGACAUUGCCCAUGCAAAACUCCAAGAGAGGCUAGACAAGGGGGAGGCAAUGCCAGAGUUCAUGAAGAAGCACCCUGUAUACUAUGCAGGGCCUGCUAAGACACCUGAGGGCUAUGCCAGUGGUUCGUUUGGCCCGACCACUGCCGGGCGUAUGGACAGCUAUGUGGAGACCUUCCAGGCAGCCGGGGGCAGUAUGAUCAUGUUGGCCAAGGGAAACAGAAGCAAACAGGUGACAAAUGCCUGCAAGAAGCAUGGUGGGUUCUACCUUGGCUCCAUCGGUGGCCCUGCAGCCAUUUUAGCACAGAACUGCAUCACAAAGGUGGAGGUGUUGGAGUACCCAGAGUUAGGCAUGGAGGCCAUCUGGAAAGUGGAGGUGAAAGAUUUCCCAGCUUUCAUUGUGGUCGAUAACAAGGGCAAUGACUUCUUUAAAGAGUGGCAGGUGGAGUAACUGUGAAGAGAGCCAGUUUGAAAUUUGAUCUACCGGUAUUUAAAUUUUGUGGGCAGUGAAUUAGCUAAACUCAAAGGCCAUGACAGUUAAAUUGUAAAUAAAAAAAGUGACUUUGCAAGGCUAUAUGGAUUAAUUAAUUUGGGUAAAGAAGCAACAAAGAUAAAGCAACUGAAAAAUGUAUUUGUUUCAUGAUUUUGUUGAUUAUUAAUGAAGUUAAUUAUUGUUCAGCUUCUUAUACAGAUAUGAGUUAUGUAUGGAUAAUAUAAUAACAUUCUUGUUUAUGGAUUUAUUAUAUGCUUCUAUUGU